This is a messenger RNA of Ichthyophthirius multifiliis, 1031 nucleotides long. RefSeq lists its product as hypothetical. Lineage: Eukaryota; Ciliophora; Oligohymenophorea; Hymenostomatida. The transcript has 5 exons. The record is from RefSeq and is a predicted model, not a curated record.
AUGAAUUUAGGUUUAUAAGAUUUUGAAUUUAAAAGAGUUUUAGGUGUAGGAGCAUUUGGUGCAGUUUGGCUUAUUGCUCAUAAUAGAUGGAUAGGAAUUAAAAAGAGAAUUUAAAAGCUGAAAGUAAUGUUUUCGAAAUUUUAACAGGUGAUUAUGUUGUCAAAGCUUUAUAUUCAUUUUAAUUUGAUAACCAUUUAUUUUUUGUUUUAGAUUAUAUAAAUGGAGGUGAUUUUAGGUAAUUAUUAAAUCGAGAAUGUAGAUUAGACGAAAAAACAAGUUAAUUUUAUAUUGCAGAAAUUAUUUUGGCAAUCGAAUAUUUACAUUCAUAAAAUAUUAUUCACAGAGAUUUAAAGCCUGAAAAUGUACUUUUGGAUAAAAAUAGGCACAUCAAAUUAGCAGAUUUUGGUUUAUCUGAAGUUGGACUAACUAAUAAAUUAUGUUUAAACAGUAAUGAUAAUUAAGAAUAAAAUAGUUAUAUACCAAAUUAAGAAAAUUCUAAGAAAAAAUAUAGAGUUAUAGGAACUCCAGAUUAUAUUCCUCCUGAAGUUAUAAAUGGAUUAUCAACCAAUAACUCUUCUAUUGAUUGGUGGAGUUUAGGCGUUAUGUUAUAUGAAUUUGUUAUUGGGUGUAGACCAUUUAGCGGACUUAGUGUAGAAGAAUUAUUUUAAAAUAUUAAAAAAGGUAAAAUCGAAUGGCCUUAAGUAGGAUAUUCAGAUGAUGAUAUAUCUCCAGAAGUUCAAGAUCUAAUAAUUUAAUUAUUAAAUCCUAAUUAUAAAAAAAGAUUAGGAGCUAAAAAUGUUAAUGAUAUUAAAAAUCAUAAAUUUUUUAAAGGUAUAAAUUAAUGAAUAUAUAAAAUAAUAAUAAAGGAAAAAAAAUAGGAAUUGAUUGGAAAAAUAUAUUUAAUCAAAAAGCUCCUUUAGAGAAUUACGAUUAAAAUGAAAAUUAAGAAGAAUAUAUAAAUGAAUAAUAAAUUGUAAAAAUAUAAAAAGAAAAAGACAAACUGGAAAAGUUACUUAAAAGAUAUAGUAAAG